AUGGGGUCGUCCUCGGAUACUUUCCCGACCCUGGAGUCCCUUCAUUUCCCGUCGGCGCAGCUGUCAAUCUCCCAGACGCUUUCGUCGCUGCGUCGAUCGGCGCUGUCCGUCGCCAACCGGCUCGAGUCCAUCGAGACCGAUGCCGCCUUUGCGCAGGACGUCGCGGACCAAUAUGGCUUACCGCUCGUUGCGAAUGAGCGCUGCGGAAGCUGGUAUAUCCCGCCGACGGCCAAGGCUGGCAGUGCUUAUUUUAAAAGCACCGAUGGCCAUACCGGUCAGUGGGAUUUUAGCUUUCGUAGGCUGAACUUGCAGUUGCUUCCGUUGGCUAGGGAUCAUGGGGGUCACCAUGCAUAUCAUGACUACAACCAAGGCUCGGUCCCCAUUAACCCACCCCUAGUAAUGCCAGACGCACUAUCAAAAACCGUCCCAAUCUGGAGCGCCGUGCUAAACAGAGCCCUAUUCCCAUCCGCAACCGCAUACCACCCAGUCCGCCUUCCACCAGAUUACCUAGGCGCAUCAGAAGAAGCACAGAUCGAGAACCGAAUCGACGGAUUCGUGCAUUCCCUCAAGAACCUGAAACUCGAUCUAGAUAAUCUACGCCAGCAACUCGGAAAACCAAUCCAGAUCGCCUGGGCCAACAGGACGUAUUUCCACCCGCCGGACCUGCACACGAGCGAUGAGUACAAUCUACUCGUACUGUGCUCCGCUUCGAGGCGCGUGCUUGGCGCUGAGAUGUCCGAGGGCGGAUACAUCCAAGGCGCGGGCGAUGAUAGCGAGGCGUGGGCGUAUGGGCUGACGCCGCCGGUGUUCUGGGCCAACCAGGCUAUUUUGAAGAGUACACCUGAAGACGAAUUGCCAGAGCUUAUUGACCGGCUGGUGGCGGAGCAUAAGCUGCUGGAUGUGGUGCAGGAUGCGACGCUUGUUUCGCCUACGCGCAAUUUGUAUAUUGGAUCUGGGGCCGAGGUGGAUGUUGGGGGUCGGUAUGAUAUUGUUAUUGAUUGUAAUGGGAGUGCUGCGGCUGUGGAGGGUAAUGCGAAACGGUUGAAUUUGGGCUGUGAUUCUGGGAAAUUGGGGAGUCGGGAUCUACGGAAAUGUCUGGAUAAGGUGCGUGAGUUUAUUGGCGCUCGUCUUGGGGAGGAUCCGUCGCUGUCGGUGCUGGUUACCUGUGAGAGUGGGAAGGACCUUUCGGCUGGGACGCUUCUGGCGAUCAUUUGUCUCUUUUAUAACGAUGAGGGCGGCUUCGAUGCCUCACUGAGCAAGCGCGCGAUCAGCAAGCAGUUCAUUCGACAGCGUCUAGCCUGGCUCGUGUCGUCGAAGCAUGACGUGAACCCCUCUCGCGCCACGCUUCAAUCUGUCAAUGCUUUCCUGAUGCAGCCGCCGGAUUAUUGA
This is a messenger RNA of Penicillium roqueforti, 1389 nucleotides long. Its product is annotated as initiator tRNA phosphoribosyl transferase family protein. Gene Ontology annotation, biological process: charged-tRNA amino acid modification. The transcript has 4 exons. Gene Ontology annotation, molecular function: tRNA adenosine(64)-2'-O-ribosylphosphate transferase activity. Bases 1 to 1389 code for a protein of 462 amino acids. The record is from RefSeq and is a predicted model, not a curated record. Gene Ontology annotation, cellular component: cytoplasm. Lineage: Eukaryota; Fungi; Ascomycota; Eurotiomycetes; Eurotiales; Aspergillaceae.